Molecule: messenger RNA, 3205 nt
Organism: Zea mays
Lineage: Eukaryota; Viridiplantae; Streptophyta; Magnoliopsida; Poales; Poaceae
Product: cell number regulator 13-like
Exons: 7
Coding region: 471-1145 (224 amino acids)
Biological process (GO): cell surface receptor signaling pathway
Source: RefSeq, a predicted model, not a curated record
CUCAAUCACCACAAAUCCCGCACCUCCCCUACCGCGGAACCCGCCUGCGGAGCCGCUCCUCAAUCUACCGCGAAUCGCCCGCCGCUCCUCUAGCUCCGCGAACCGCCUGCCCGCAUUUCGCGCUCACGCAGCGUCAAAACGCAACCGCGGCUCCACGCUUGCUCCCCCGCAUGUCACGCCCCCACACCGCCAUCUGCAGAUUUAUUCUCGCUCUCGCAGAUCUGCUCAGCCGCGCCCUGUUCACCGGGAAUUCUGGAGCUGAGGGCGUAGGUUCGAGCAGAAGCUCGAAGCAUGGCUAUGGCCGAGGGGGAGAAGCACCAUGCCCGGUGCCGGUGGUAGGUAGGGCUCUCUGAUCUCGGAUGCCUUUCACGCGGCCCGGCCCAAAGGCUUCCCGUCCGUUCCGUCGGUUAGCAGAGGACGGAAACAGAGAUCGGGUGAUUGCUUGACUCGGGAGCUGAGCCGAGGUCGCAAUGGCGUCGUGGGACAACCUCGGAGAGCUCUCCAACAUCGCGCAGCUCACGGGGCUGGACGCCGUCAAGCUCAUCUCCCUCAUCGUUAGGGCGGCGUCCACGGCGCGGCUGCACAAGCGCAACUGCCGCCGCUUCGCGCAGCACCUCAAGCUCAUCGGCGGCCUGCUGGAGCAGCUCCGCGUGUCGGAGCUCAGGAAGUACCCAGAGACGCCGGAGCCGCUGGAGCAGCUCGAGGACGCGCUCCGCCGGGGCUACCUGCUCGUCAACUCCUGCCAGGACCACUCCUACCUCUACCUCCUCGCCAUGGGCUGGAACAUCAUCUACCAGUUCCGCAAGGCGCAGAGCGAGAUCGACAAUUACCUCUGCCUCGUCCCGCUCAUCACGCUCGUGUGGUUUCAUGCCGUAUCCCUUGGCGAGGGAAUGGUCGCGCUUCCCGUUGUUCGCCACUGUGUCCGCCUCCGUCCAGGCCUCCCCGUGCUUUUCACCACCACCACCCUCUCCUCGUCAGAAGUUAUCAUGAAUCUACUCCCUGAUGGUGUCAUAUAUCAGUUUGCUCCUCUUGACUGUCCUACUGCAAUAGAUAGUUUUUUUGGAUACUGGAAGCCAAGUUUGGUACUUCUUCUGAAAAGUGAACUCUGGCCAAACCUCAUCAUGUCUGCAGCAGCAAAAGGGUAAAGAACUCAUGUACCAGCAAGCUCUGUGCCGUUUUGGAAACUUCAAUGCGAUCCAGCUUAGUGAACCAGCUCCUCUUCAGAAGCUGCUGCUGAUGGCACUAAAAGAUUAUGAAUCAAUCGGUGAUGAAAAUGACGAGGAGAAACUGGAGAUUGCAGAGGCAAACUCGAAAAUACUGAAAGAAAACGCUGAGAUGAUUAAUGAGUACUUCUCUAUUCACGUUGAUCACGAUGGGAACUUGACCAGGCUUCCAGUUGUACUUGAUCAGUACACCCCUGAUAUGGACCGUCUCCCAAAUUUUGUUUUGACUAUGGGGAAUGAUGUUACCUGGGAUGAUGAGAAAGAGUGCUUCAGAACGGCAGCAGCUGCUAUUGGGAACUUCUACGCACUCCAUCCUCCCAUCCUUCCAAAUCCAUCGGGGAGUGGUGUUCAGGUGUACAAGAAAAAUAAAGCUUGCAUGGCGAGUGGUGAACAUGUUGAUAGUACAGAUAUCAGCAGACGGGAGGGAGCAUUAGCUUUAGCCUAUCAGCUAUUCAGAAUCUGCAGAUAGGAGGGAGCAUCAACUAUUCUAUAAUUGCUUGAUAUAUUUUUAUGUAGUGCUGCUUGAGUUUUAUAACAUGACCGUCGAAACUAGAUUGGCAGUCAGCUAGAUAUAACCGACCGUCGAAACUGGCUUCUUAUCAUGGUACGCAGUGCGCUGCAAGCCUGCAAGUGACAUCAAAUUGGAUUGGCAGUCAGCGGGUGUCACAGUGUCAGUGUCGAUGGAAUGGUUCUGCAGCGCAUGUGCUUCUGUAAUUUCCACAAUAAGUAGUCAAGUGCUCCCUGACAUUGUAGUGAUCCCUGCACGUUGGUGGAACUCGACAACUUGCCAAAGCGCCAGAGUCCAUCUUAUGAAUAGAGAAAAUAACAGGAGCAAAUAAGUAACCGAGCACGGGAUUCUUCGCAAUUUGAUUUGCGAGAUCACUAUGGCAAUAGACAAACCAGACUGAAAGGAGAACAACUCAACAUCAAUCUUGAUUAUCAACCAAGAGCCUAAACUCCUUUGUCAUGUGUUAUUGUUUUAAUCCUAAACUAUACAUCGUUGUGGAUAUUGAAGAUCUGGUUACAAGCCUACAACUUAACUGAUAUAUAUAUAUAUCACAUGAUGAUAAUAUGUAUAUUCAUGGUGACACCUUUGCUCCUUGAACAUGUUGUAGUCUAUUGUGUAGUUGCAAAAGAAUCUGUGAAUUACGAGUCAGUGGAGAUUGAGAGGGAUUCCCCGGCUAGCAGCUCAAGCAGAUUAGGAAGUAGCUCAUCUUCAUCCAGUGGUACAGUACAGUGGAGCAAAUGAGUAUCUGCCACCAUUAAUGCUGAGUUAUCGAUCGAGUAGCUUGUUAAUUCAUUAAAAUUCCUUGCAGAUUCUCACUCUGAUGUUACGGUUUAUUUUUCAGUAACCAGAGGAUGACAAGCCUACUACAGGAGUUGGUCCUAAGUUAUACAAUAAGCCUGACUUUUUUUUACAGAGCACAAAUGCCAUGUUUUUCCUGUUUGGGCUAGCACCACAAAUGGAAACAAUAAAUUGGACUCAACCUAUGGUGAAGAUAUGAAGGAAGAGCACUGUCCCAUUAUUCUGUUUUUUCGGUAAUUAAAGCAUCAUCUCUAUUCUUGGUUGUUCCCAUUUUUCUAUUAUUUAGUAAGUAGCUUAUCUGGCUAAUGUUAAAAACUGUAAGAAGACCAUGUUUCUAGCAUGAACAUGCCAGCAUUGUGCCAUCAACAACUUCCCUAUUAGCUCACGGUACACCAUGCUCCAGUCUGCCCCCUGGUUAUCACUAAUUCAGUCAUCUGUGGUGCUGAUUGUGUUCCCAAGAUGCACUGAAAUAGAGCAAGAUCAAAUGAGGAUGGAGUUACUGUGUAGAGAUUUUUGUUCCCCCUUUGUAGCAGCAUCCAUGGAUUUUUAUUUGCGCAAAAUUACUCUCUUUUACGGGUUCAUUCAAUAAUUCAAUUUGUUGCUUGGAAACCACUAUAUAAUAAAUACAAAUGCUAUGGUAUGAUUUUGUGGAUUCUGAUCGCUCCUUUUCUUGUUA